UGUCUGUUACUAAACAAGGAGUGUGCCCAGCCAUACAUCCGGGCAUGGUCGGCAUCUGUACACAAGAGUGCAAUGGCGAUGAACAUUGUGAUGGAGACAAAAAGUGUUGCAGUAAUGGAUGUGGACGUGUUUGUGUUGAUGCUGAACCAUUAAUCAAACCUGGCCACUGCCCUGCUGUUCAACAAGGUAAAAUUGGAGCUUGUGUACAAUAUUGCAGCACUGAUGAAUCAUGUGCAGCAUUCCAAAAAUGUUGUUCAAAUGGUUGUGGGACAAUUUGCAUAAACCCAACACCAGUUGUUAAGGAAGGUUUAUGUCCAGCAGUUUACCCGGAUCAGGCCGGAACAUGCAGUAUGGAAUGCUACGAUGAUGCACAUUGUGAGGGAAGCAAAAAAUGUUGUGGUAAUGGAUGCGGACGUGUAUGUGCAGACCCAGGUCACACAUGUCGCUAUGGAAACUUAGAUUACAGAGAAUUAUCGUCCAGAAUAGACGAGUGUAAUACAUGUGUCUGUAAACGAAAUGGUUGGUCUUGCACCGAAAAUGAGUGCACAUUGCCUUGUGAAUACAGCAAUAAGCAAACGAAACAUUUGGAACGACUUGAACUGGAUUGUGUGAGUUGUAUAUGUUACAAUAGUGUGUGGAAAUGUGAAAGUUCUAAAUGCAAACCAAGCUAUAUAAAAUACAACAUCAAUUUUGCCUUCGACGCAGAUUAUAGCAUCGUACGAGGAAAUGAGGAUGACUUCACAGUAAAAUUGAUUCAAUCGCUAGAAAGAUACUUUGGAAUAAAAAAUAUCAUAUCAGAUCUCACUGUCAGAGAAGGAAGCAUAUUGGUUUCAUAUAACCUUAUUGCGAUGAAUGCUAAUGAAGACUUGAAUAGCAUAGCAAUUGAAAUGGAGAAUGCGUUCACGAAAGGUCUUUACAAUAUGACAUACGGUGGAGAUGUACUUAUCGUCAAGGCGGAUACAUUCACGAGGCAGAAACUUCAGGGAAAUCAACCUGAAAAAUCCUUUAAUUAUAUUGGAAUCGGCGUAGGGUGUGUUCUGGUUGGGUUAGUUCUAAUCAUUGGACUGGCCACUGCUAUUAGAAAGAGGAAAUUCCGUAAAAGCAAGAAAUACACGAUGAAUGAAGUCCUCUGUGACCCUGCCCAGGAUAAUGGUCAUGCUACUGGUAUUAACAAUGGUUCAUUUGAAGAAUACUAAAGCCUAUUGCACCAUACUUUCCUGCCGACUCGUAUCGACUAUAUUAUUCCAUGUUUUGAUUUGUUAUUACUGAAGCACGCCCUCGAUAUAUUUAACUGUAAACACGUUGUUUUUUUAUUAUUAUUUGUUCAUAUUCAAUGAUUUAUCAGACUGUUAACAAAUUGGAAUUGGAAAAUUGGAAAUGUUUUAGUAUAUGUAUAAUAUGACAUUCAACUCAGGUUAAUUUGCCAAUAUUUCAGACCCAGUGAUGUGAUUGUAAUAUUAUCUACAAUAUGUAAAUACUCGGAUUCUUCCCAAAAAAUAAAUG
This is a messenger RNA of Saccoglossus kowalevskii, 1503 nucleotides long. RefSeq lists its product as uncharacterized. Gene Ontology annotation, biological process: antibacterial humoral response; innate immune response. NCBI's taxonomy places the organism in Eukaryota, Metazoa, Hemichordata, Enteropneusta, Harrimaniidae. The record is from RefSeq and is a predicted model, not a curated record. Gene Ontology annotation, molecular function: serine-type endopeptidase inhibitor activity. Gene Ontology annotation, cellular component: extracellular region.